GUGCUCCGAGCAGCACUAUUGAGCCCUCCGCGUGCGCCUCCGUCGCCAUCAUGCUGCUCCACGUCGUCGGCGGUCUCCUCAUGUUAAGCGUGCGCACAACAACAUUCACGCUGCGGCCGUCGAAGCUCCCGACGACCGCCUGCCGCGCGGCGGCGACCAGCGACACAGACACGCCGCAGCGCAAGGUCGCGCUCCUCGUGGAGCCGACGCCGUUCACGCACGUGAGCGGCUACGCGAACCGCUUCCAGGAGAUGCUCAAGCACCUCGAGCGCCGCGGCGACGUCGUGGCCGUCGCGACGCCCGACGACGUGCCCGAGGCGCCCGCGUCCUUUGGCAAAUUCGCCGUGACGACGCUCGGCGGCUUCCGCUUCCGGCCCUGGUACCCGGAGAUCUGCCUGAGUCUGGAUCUGGACGGCGCGGCGCUCCAGAUGAUCCGGGACCUGGACCCGGACGUCGUGCACGCGUCGAGCCCGGGCUUCCUCGCCGUCGCGGCGCUACGCAGGGCAGGACAAGGGGCGGAGCGCAAGCCGUUAUUACUCUCCUACCACACGCACAUCCCCGUCUACGUGCGCAAGUACGCGUCGUGGGUGCCGUUCAUCGAAAAGACGACGUGGGCGCUGCUCCGCGCGGUGCACAACCGCGCGGACCUGACCAUCGCGACGAGCCCGCAGAUCCGCGACGAGCUCCUGGCCAACGGCAUCGAGCGCGUCGGCGUCUGGAACAAGGGCAUCGACACGGACCGCUUCCACCCCAAGUUCCGGUCCGACGCCGCGCGCGCGAGGAUGACGUCCGGCCACCCCGGGGACAAGCUCGCGGUCUACGUGGGCCGCCUCGGCGUCGAGAAGCGCAUCGACGAGCUCCGGGGCGUGCUCGAGGCCAUCCCGGAGCUGCGCCUCGCGCUCGUCGGCGCCGGGCCCGCGGAGCCCGGCCUCCGCGAGACCUUCGCGGACGUGGCGGACCGCGUCGUCUUCACGGGCCUCCUCCGGGGCGACGAGCUCUCGGCGGCCUUCGCGAGCGCGGACGUCUUCCUCAUGCCCAGCGACUCGGAGACGCUCGGCUUCGUCGUCCUCGAGUCCAUGGCGUCGGGCGUGCCCGUCGUCGGCUGCCGCGCGGGCGGCAUCCCGAACCUCAUCGACGACGGCGCGACGGGCCGCCUCCACGCCGUCGGCGACGUCGCCGAGAUCGCCGAGCUCACGCGGGGCCUGCUGGACGACGCGCCGAAGCGCGACGCCAUGGGCGCGGCCGCGCGCGCGGAGGCGGAGCGCUGGGACUGGGCCUCGAGCGGCGAGACGCUCCGCGCGGACUCGUACGGCGCGGCCAUCCGCAACUUCGCCGCGCGCGACGACUAG
Molecule: messenger RNA, 1349 nt
Organism: Aureococcus anophagefferens
Lineage: Eukaryota; Pelagophyceae; Pelagomonadales; Pelagomonadaceae
Gene: SQD2
Exons: 2
Coding region: 51-1349 (432 amino acids)
Molecular function (GO): glycosyltransferase activity
Source: RefSeq, a predicted model, not a curated record